CACUUCACCGGACCGGAGCAAGAAGAUAGACCUUCAGAGGAGGAAAGAAGGAAGCAAGGCCGACGACGAUGCGGGCGAGCUGCAACGGCUGCCGGGUGCUGCGCAAGGGCUGCGCCGACGACUGCACCAUCCGCCCCUGCCUGGCCUGGAUCCGGAGCCCCGACGCGCAGGCCAACGCCACCGUCUUCCUCGCCAAGUUCUACGGCCGCGCGGGGCUCAUCAACCUGCUCGCCGCCGCCCCCGACGACGCCCGGCGCCCGGCGCUCUUCCGCUCGCUGCUCUACGAGGCGUGCGGCCGCGCGGCCAGCCCCGUCUACGGCGCCUCCGGCCUCUUCUCGACCGGGAACUGGGAGGCCUGCCAGGCCGCCGUCCAGGCCGUGCUCGAGGGCCGCCGCAUCCCCCAGGUCGCCGCCGACCAGGCCGCCCCGCACCCCGGCCUCCUGGCGGCCUACGGCGUCCGCCGUAUCCCCAAGGACGGCAUCGACCGCGCGUCCGCCGCGCUCCGCGUCUCGCCCGCUGGCCGCGCCAGCUUCAAGCGCGCGUCCUCCUCCUCCUCUUCGGCGGCCAGGUCCAAGCGCGACGGUGGCCACGAGGAGGCGUCGGCCGGCAGCAGCCACGACCACGGUGUUGAAGACGACGGCAAGGCGCUGGCAGCCGAGCAGAAGAGGGGACAGUCGUCGUCGUCGGAGGCCGAGGCGGGCUCGCACGUGAGCCAGGCAGAGCAGAGCGCGAGCGCCACUGUGCCGCAGGUGGCAGAGGACGACGGCGAAAUUGAUCUGGAGCUGACCCUCGGGUUCGGGCCGGCCACGCGCGUGCUGAGGUCGCCGCCGGCGCGCUUCGAGGCCAGCAGCUUGAGCGCCGAGUCCGGCCACAUCGGCCUGCUGCUUGGGCUGCCGGUGUGAGACAAGAGAAGAGACCCGGCGACAGUGCCGUCCUUCGUACUGCUAGCUGAGAGAGAAGAGAGAGAGAGACAAAAAUGGCAGUUUUUUUGGGAUCAUCGUUCGUGUCAUACUGACACCUUUGGAAUAGAGAUAUCGAAGAGAAGAAUAUUGUGUAGUGCCUAUAUAAAACCUGUACAAAUUAAAUUAAAUCAAGAAACCUUUUUGUC
This is a messenger RNA of Triticum dicoccoides, 1108 nucleotides long. RefSeq names its product LOB domain-containing protein 41-like. Gene Ontology annotation, biological process: regulation of gene expression. Lineage: Eukaryota; Viridiplantae; Streptophyta; Magnoliopsida; Poales; Poaceae. The record is from RefSeq and is a predicted model, not a curated record. The transcript has a single exon. Bases 69 to 902 code for a protein of 277 amino acids.